Messenger RNA from Neltuma alba, 1243 nucleotides. RefSeq names its product fasciclin-like arabinogalactan protein 7. Gene Ontology annotation, biological process: plant-type secondary cell wall biogenesis. The transcript has 2 exons. The record is from RefSeq and is a predicted model, not a curated record. Gene Ontology annotation, cellular component: plasma membrane. Lineage: Eukaryota; Viridiplantae; Streptophyta; Magnoliopsida; Fabales; Fabaceae. The coding region runs from base 185 to 967 and encodes 260 amino acids.
GUCCCCCCCCCCCCCCCCAAGCUCCAGCUGUUUCCUUCCCCACUACUUUCUUUUGCCCCUCUUCAUCUUUAUAUAUCUCCUUCCUCCUUCCUCCUCCGCCACAUUCCCCAUUUCUCUCUCUGAAUUCCUCUACUUCAGACCUCUUUUGUUACAGGAAUUUGGAGGGGCUAAUCAUAUUGUUAAAAUGGAGUUUUCCACGAUCUUCACUUUUACCAUUACUCUGCUGCUUCUCUUGUCGCCAGCAUUUGGCAAAACCUCAAGCCCACCUUCCCUGAGCCCCACCCCAGCACCGGCACCUGCGCCGGACUAUGUGAACCUCACGGACCUCCUCACGGUGGCCGGACCAUUCCACACCUUCCUUGGCUACUUACAAUCCACCAAAGUCCUUGAAACCUUCCAAAACCAAGCCAACAACACAGAAGAAGGAAUCACCAUCUUUGUACCUAAAGAUAGUGCCUUCUCAUCCCUCAAGAAGCCUUCACUCUCCAAACUCACACCAGACCAACUCAAACAAGUCAUCCUCUUCCAUGCCUUGCCUCAUUUCUAUGCCCUAGCUGAGUUCACGAACCUCAGCCAAGCCAGCUCAACCCCAACAUUUGCCGGCGGCGAUUACUCUCUCAACUUCACAGACAACUCCGGCACCGUCCACAUUAACUCUGGAUGGUCCAAAACAAAAGUGAGCAGUGCUGUUCACGCCACAGACCCAGUCGCUGUGUACCAGGUUGACAAGGUCCUUCUUCCUGAAGCCAUUUUUGGAACUGACAUUCCUCCAACUCCAGCUCCUUCACCAGCUCCUGAGAUUGCUCCAGCUGCUGAUUCACCAGAUGCAAAAUCUGCAGAUACCAAAUCUGCUAAAUCAUCUUCUCCUUCAUCUUCACAUGAUGAGGCUGCUUCUCACAGGACCAUCUUCAGCUUGGGCAACUUUGUUAUGGCAAUUUUCAUGGCCAUCGUCGUUGUGUUCUUGUGAUGAUGAUGAUCAUUGAUCAUGAUGAGGCAGGGGAAGGCGAUUCGUUGAAUCUUUUUUGUUUUUCUCAUUAAUUUAAACAAUUCUAUUAUGUCUGUAUAUCAUCUGGGGGUUACAUGAUCAUGUUGCAAUUGGGUGCCUUUGAUUUGAAUUUUUUUUUUUUUUGGUUGAACAUAUGCGACGAUUUUAUUGAAUUAUAUUAUGUAUGUGAAUGUGCUUUUUCUAUGAUGAUGUUAGUUUCUUUGAUCUUAAAGGCAUGUGGUUGUUACGUUAUCUUUA